CCGCGCCGCCUUUUUCCCCGGCUGGUCGCCAUCUUGUUGUUGAUUUGAACUGGUCCGGAGCGCGUGAGAGGAGCCGGGUCUGCGAGGAAACACCCGCGGGCAACCGCCCCCCAAAUCCCAGACGGGAGGAGUGCCCGGGGAGGCGGUGACAGCUCCAAGGAUUGAUCCCAGCGUCCCGGAGUCACCGUCCACGUUUCUCUGCUCCCAAGUGCUGCUGUCCGGCCCCCGCGCCCCUCUCCAUGCCCCCGCCGAGCACCGGGCGUUUAACGCAAUGUGUGUUUGUCAAACCAUGGAAGUGGGGAAGUGCGUCAAGAGCACAGUGUGCGACAGGGGCCGGGGGGUCCUGCUGGAGCCGUUCAUCCAUCAGGUGGGGGGACACAGCAGCAUGAUGCGGUAUGAUGACCACACCGUGUGUAAACCCCUCAUCGCCCGGGAGCAGCGCUUCUAUGAGUCCCUUCCGCCGGACAUGAAGGAAUUUACUCCGGAUUAUAAAGGUGUAGUGUCCGUCAGCUUUGAAGGUGACAGCGAUGGUUAUAUAAACCUUGUAGCAUACCCCUAUGUGGAGAGUGAGUCCGUGGAUCAUGAGGAACUCCCUGAAAGGGACCAUCCAAGACGCAAGCAUUCACGCCGUGGACUGCACCGCACUAAUAGCACGCCCACUAGCGCUGAUCACAAGGAGGAACGGCCCGCUCUGACCAGGGAGAAUUCUGACAGUGUCCCAGAGAUGAACAGCCCCAAGAUGGAACUUUUGAUGCAGUCUGAGGUUCCCUAUCAGAUGCUGGAUGGGAACAACGGGAUGAGCUCUGAGCAGAUUAGCUACAAUCCCUGGAGCCUGCGCUGCCACAAGCAGCAACUCAACCGUAUGCGCUCAGAAUCCAAGGAACGCAAGUUGUACAAAUUCCUGCUGCUCGAGAACGUGGUCCAUCAUUUCCAGUUCCCGUGUGUGCUGGACCUGAAGAUGGGGACACGGCAGCAUGGCGACGACGCAUCCGAGGAGAAGGCUGCCCGACAGAUGAAGAAGUGCCAGCAGAGUACGUCGGCCACCUUGGGUGUGAGAGUGUGCGGCAUGCAGGUCUUCCAGAUGAACACAGGACAUUACCUCUGUUUAAAUAAGUACUAUGGACGUGGGCUGACGGCGGAGGGCUUCAGACAGACCUUGUACCAGUAUCUACAUAACGGAGCGCACCUGCGUAUGGACCUGUUUGAGCCUAUCCUGGAUAAACUGCGUCGCCUGAUAUCUGUGCUGGAAAUUCAGGCAUCUUACCGCUUCUAUUCCAGUUCUCUCCUCAUCAUCUAUGAUGGAAUGGACCGCCCCAGGGACCCCCUCGUCCAGGAGCCCCCACCCCAGGUAGACGUACGCAUGAUUGACUUUGCACACAGCACGUAUAAAGGCUUCCGUGAUGAUCCUACGGUGCAUGAUGGUCCGGAUAAGGGUUAUGUGCUUGGCCUGCGCAGUCUGGUCAGAAUCCUGGAGCUUAUUCGAGAAGAGCACCAGUAAUGUGUGGAGAGUUCCUAUUUCCCUCUCGGCCUCUGGUUCUGUCCGCCUGUGGGAUGAGAAGCGCACUGGAAUGUGAGCCAGAGUGGAACGCCACCUCCCCGUACACCCGUCUCACAAUAUAAGCCGUGAUGUAUAUUUUUGUCCUAUUGGCGGAGCUGCCUCUUAUUUCCUGUUGUGGAUCAUCUGACGUUUCCCAAGAAAUGAGAGACUUGGCUUUGCUCCCGCAGCCAAAUGUUCUUCCAGAGCUCAGCUGAGAGAUACUCCUGGUUUAUAGACACAAUUGCUGCUCUGAAGAAACACAAAACUUUUUCCUUUUUUGGGCAAUUUAUUCUUCACUUAACUGAAACCAGAGAAACGCGCAGCUUUGUUGACAGGGAGUCAAUAUAGCCAUUUCCUGCCACACAGGAAGUGACAUCAUUGCUUUCGUGUGACCAUUUCCUGCCACACAGGAAGUGACGUUGCCUUUGUGUGACCAUUUCCUGCCACACAGGAAGUGACCUUGUUGCUUCUGUGUGACCAUUUCCUGCUACACAGGAAGUGACGUUGCCUUUGUGUGACCGUUUCCUGCCACACAGGAAGUGACGUUGUUGCUUCUGUGUGACCAUUUCCUGCCGUGCAUCAAUAUUGGAUGAUCUUUUACUCUGUGCUACGAGAUAAAUCUGUACUAGUGGCCUCAUUCCGAAUCCACGAAAUGUAUAUAUUUAUAUUCCUAUAUACAUAUACAGAGACCCAUGAGUAUAUAUAUAUAUAUCAGAUGAAUCUAUAUAUUAGAGCUAUAUUAUUCACUCCUGUCUGUGUGCAUUGUCCGCCUUCUCUGCUCGGAAGAGAUGGGAGUUAUAUAUUAUUAUUUUUAUGCAUUGCGUGUCUUGCGGUCUUGUCUACAAUGCACAGAGAGACGGGGUUACCCCUCAGUGUUCAUUGUAGAUGAUCUUGAAAUGGCCUUUUCUGAAGUAGCGGCAGAAGUUCUACAUCGCAGUGUAGCAUGUGUGUAUGAGACGGGGGAUCGCUCCUCUCCACUAAAUACCAACAUUAUUUAUAUUUUAUUUUGUUAAAUAUGUUGAUGUUCGGAUUGGGGGGAGGGGUGUAUUUGCAUUUAUUAUAUCUUGAGCACUUGUGGCACAUAGUCAUCCCCUCCCCCCAUGCGCCUACAUUUGGGCUGUAGCUCCAGGAAGUGACAUCACAUCGCAGCUGACAAUUCCCUUCGGUUGCAGGUGACGCUCUUUUAGUUGUGUUUUGUAUCUUUUUAUUUUCAUCUUUGCCGCAAGUGGAUCCCCUACAUUUCCAUUGGUGAACACGUUGCAUAUACACAGUGGAAUCCCCCACUAGGCAUUUGGGUCACAGUGUACCUCAUUGUCAGACUGGGCCCCCUGUGUGCUGCGUAGUACAUGUGGGCCAUCUGAACUGUCCUCCUGUGUGCUGCGCGGUACACGUGGGCCAUCUGUACUGUCCUCCUGUGUGCUGCGCGGUACACGUGGGCCAUCUGUACUGUCCUCCUGUGUGCUGCGCGGUACACGUGGGCCAUCUGUACUGCCCUCCUGUGUGCUGCGCGGUACACGUGGGCCAUCUGUACUGCCCUGCUGUGUGCUGCGCGGUACACGUGGGCCAUCUGUACUGCCCUCCUGUGUGCUGCGCGGUACACGUGGGCCAUCUGCACUGCCCUCCUGUGUGCUGCGCGGUACACGUGGGCCAUCUGCACUGCCCUCCUGUGUGCUGCGCGGGACACGUGGGCCAUCUGUACUGCCCUCCUGUGUGCUGCGCGGUACACGUGGGCCAUCUGUACUGCGCUCCCGUGCUGCCCUCCUGUGUGCUGCGCGGUACACGUGGGCCAUCUGUACUGUGCUCCUGUGUGCUGCGUGGAACACGUGGGCCAUCUGUACUGCGCUCCUUUGCUGUCCUCCUGUGUGCUGCGCGGUACACGUGGGCCAUCUGUACUGCGCUCCUUUGCUGUCCUCCUGUGUGCUGCGCGGUACACGUGGGCCAUCUGUACUGCGCUCCCGUGCUGCCCUCCUGUGUGCUGCGUGGUACACGUGGGCCAUCUGUACUGCGCUCCUUUGCAGCCCUCCUGUGUGCUGCGUGGUACACGUGGGUCAUAUGUGCCGCCCUCUUGUGUGCUGCGCGGUACACGUGGGCCAUCUGUACUGCGCUCCUUUGCUGUCCUCCUGUGUGCUGCGUGGUACACGUGGGCCAUCUGUACUGCGCUCAUGUGCCGCCCUCUUGUGUGCUGCGCGGUACACGUGGGCCAUCUGUACUGCGCUCCUUUGCUGUCCUCCUGUGUGCUGCGCGGUACACGUGGGCCAUCUGUACUGUGCUCCCGUGCUGCCCUCCUGUGUGCUGCGUGGUACACGUGGGCCAUCUGUACUGCGCUCCUUUGCUGUCCUCCUGUGUGCGGCGCGGUACACGUGGGCCAUCUGUACUGCGCUCCUUUGUUGUCCUGUGUGCUGCGCGGUACACGUGGGCCAUCUGUACUGCGCUCCCGUGCUGCCCUCCUGUGUGCUGCGUGGUACACGUGGGCCAUCUGUACUGCGCUCAUGUGCCGCCCUCCUGUGUGCUGUGCGGUACACGUGGGCCAUCUGUACAGCGCUCCCAUACUGCCACAUUGGCAAUGUGGUCAAACCAAAGGGAAAGCAAAUGUUUGUAAGUGUUGGAUGCUAGAGACGUAAUCCAUGGUCUGUCCAUAAAAGCGUCAGAGGGAACUGCAAUAUAGGAUCAUUUUGUAUUUAUGCGCGGGCCGCGAUAUAUGUAAUUAUCUAUGUAUGCACCACCCUGUACGCAGGCUGCAAUGUAGACUUAUUAUAUACUGGCAUCAUGCACGGGCUGUAAUAUAGAAUUACAGUGCCAUGCUAAAGUAUUCGCCCCCCCCUUUGCAUUUUUCAUGUUUUGUUGCCUCACAAUCUGGAAUUACAUUGGAUUGUUUGAAGGUUUUACAUCAUCUCAUUCACAGAACACGGCUACAACUUUGAAGAUGUGUUUUUGUUUUGUUUUUUAUUGUGAAUAAACAAAUAGGACAAAAUAACAGAAA
Pseudophryne corroboree (corroboree frog) is the source of this 4517-nucleotide messenger RNA. It is a transcript of the gene IP6K1, whose product is annotated as inositol hexakisphosphate kinase 1. Gene Ontology annotation, biological process: phosphatidylinositol phosphate biosynthetic process; inositol phosphate biosynthetic process. NCBI's taxonomy places the organism in Eukaryota, Metazoa, Chordata, Amphibia, Anura, Myobatrachidae. The coding region runs from base 272 to 1498 and encodes 408 amino acids. The record is from RefSeq and is a predicted model, not a curated record. Gene Ontology annotation, cellular component: nucleus; cytoplasm. The transcript is spliced from 6 exons. Gene Ontology annotation, molecular function: inositol hexakisphosphate kinase activity.